Molecule: messenger RNA, 3483 nt
Organism: Morone saxatilis (striped sea-bass)
Lineage: Eukaryota; Metazoa; Chordata; Actinopteri; Moronidae
Product: tetratricopeptide repeat protein 31-like
Exons: 18
Coding region: 171-2132 (653 amino acids)
Molecular function (GO): RNA binding; protein binding
Source: RefSeq, a predicted model, not a curated record
GCGUCCGGUGCGUUCAGGAGCUGCAGAAAGUUGAGGAGAGUCUGCGAGAAACAUGAACGCGGGCAAAAGUUAGAGGCUGCUAACAUUAGCGUUGAACUAAUGCAAGUUUGCGUUUAAUAAAGUCGAAUUUACGAGUAUAUGAAGCUGGGUGAGGGCGUGUAUUACUAAACAUGGAUAUGUAUACAGACGAGACGGAGUUUAGAGAUCUCGGGAUGUUCCAAAGGGUUGUGGAUAUGUUUGAGAGUCGGCCUGGGUUUCAACGGAUUGUAAGACUCGGCCUCCUUGCUGAAAUGGACUACAACGAUGACCUAGAUGAUGCAGGGGAGGAUGUUUAUGAAGAUUGGAGAGAUCGUGGUCAUACUUCCCAUACAUACCCAAGGCUCUCUGACAGAAGCAGUGAUAAAGGAUUAAGUGGGAACCAUACAAGGUCACCCACCUCUAUUUAUCAGGUUCCACUGCGUUACUACGCCUCAGCUCGUGAUGUUCCUCACCCACCUUCUGUAAAAGAUGAGGCGAAGGAGAGCGAUACUGAAAGAAGAGCCAGAUUAUUACAAGAAGCAAAAAAAAGCAAAGGAAAGGCUGAAAAGAAGCGGCUUAAGAAACAGAAACGGAAGGAAAGAAAACGGCUUGAGAAGUUGGAGAAGGAAAAACAGAACCCUGUAAAAAAUGAAGAGGAAAAAGAAGAGGCAAAGCAAUCUAAAGCAGAGGAGAGUGCACCAGUUAACGAUAAAUCCAAUUCCAGUGUUAAAGAGUCUGCCUCAGCAAAAGAUACAGACAGCAGUGAUAGUAGUGAAGACGAAUCCAGUGAUGAAGAUAGCGACACCAAGAAUGACUCGGGCGACUCUGAGGAACUGGAUAUGACAAGUACCUUUGUGAGUAAAGCUGCUCUCAUAGCCAGGAGGAAAAUAGAGCAGAAGCCCAAGCCUGAGAGGAAGGAGAAAAAGAAGACCCCAGUUAAAGAAGAACCUAAAACCGUCCCUGACAAACAUAAUGAGACACUGGAGGCUGAAGAGAAGGAUGCUGCUGGCCCUAGCGGCCCCACCUUUGAAGAUAAUGUAAAAAUAAGUACUGAUCUUGCAAAUACUGGAAAUAGGUUUGCAAGUGCUGGAGACUUUAAUAUGGCUGUGAAGUAUUUCACGGAUGCAAUUAAAUACAACCCUACAGAGUUUAAGUUGUUUGGCAAUCGUUCCUUCUGUUUUGAAAAGAUGCAAGAAUAUAUGAAGGCGCUGACUGAUGCAGAGUUGUCUCUCAGCAUGUGUCCAGGCUGGGUUAAAGGUCUGUUUAGGAAGGGCAGAGCUUUGGCAGGUCUAAAGAGGUAUGAGGAAGCUGCCCAGGCCUUCAGGGAGGUUCUCAAACUGGACAGUUCCUGCGCGGAAGCUGCCCAAGAACUGAUGCGGGUGCAGAUAACACAACUAAUGGAGUAUGGUUUCACUCGAAAGCAGAGCUCAAAUGCUUUAAUUAUUCAUGGGACUGUGCAAAAAGCUUUAGAGGUUCUGUCACAAUUAAACUAUCAACCAGGAGCUAUUCAAAAUGGCACUCUCCCACUGGCUCAAGUAGCGAAUGUCAGCGGAGUCUCUCCAGUCCUUUCAGCCAAAACAAACCCUGGUCCUCCUCAGUCCCAGGACACACCAAAUACACCAUGUAAGAACAAGCCUUUAGACCCAGUCCAGAAUAUGUCGAACGUCAAGAUUCAACCGAAACCUAUUCCAAAUCAGGCCAUGAAGAAAACCUGGCUACCACAGGAGCUGUUUCCAGUUUGGGUGGGAAACUUGGUUUAUCCAGUAGAUGAGGACAUGAUAACCAACUUGUUUAACAAGGCCGGAGAGGUCUAUAGUGUGAAGGUUCUGGCUUCCAAACGAUGUGCCUUCGUAAACUUUACCAAACAAGAGUAUUGUGACGAAGCAAUCCAACGCUUUCAUGGCUUUGAGCUGAAUGGCAUUAGGAUUGCUGUGAGAUACCCAGACAGGAUUCCUCAAGGUAUGGGCAUUUCCAAAUCUGCCCUCAAAGCAGACGACCUGCAAGACGAGAAUGUGGGGCAGAGGUACGUUGGUGGGGGAAACGCAGUUGGAAGCCGAAGACCCGUCCGCCCUUACAGACAUGUCCCCGACUAUGGAGGCAACCACAAGUACUGAAAGGAAACGCGAUGCCUCAGGGCUAACUGUCCUCAAUAAAAGCAGAAUCACUUAUACUGUCUAAUAUACAUUUAUCAGUGGGGUCUAAUACACAUGAGUGGAAUCUAUGGGCUUUUAAAGCUUUGCUAACUGUUGAAGUAUUAUCAGAAUUUUUAAUGGUACCUAUUUUUUGUUUCUUUUUUCUUUUUUUACAUUGAUUUAUUAAGAUUUUAGAACUGACGUCAUCACCCUAAACAUAUUUAAAAGUAUUCAGAACAAAAUCCUUAAUCGGAUUAAGUAGUUUGAAGGCAGAAUGAGUCGGAUUUGUCUGAUGCUGUUUGUAAACACAAUUCAGAGUUGAAGACCGAGGAAGCGAGCAGUGCUCAAGUGAGAGUGAAUAGAAAGUUGUUGCACUAUUGGUGAGAAUAAAGCAGUGAAUCAGAAAUAAAGUUAUUUUCUGACUGUUUAACAGUGGAUAUGCUCUAAAGCACAAAUGAACACUGCCACACCUCCGUUAAACCCUGCAGGUAUGAACCACAUUUCAUCGUGUGUGUGUCUGUUUUACGGAGGGCGAGGCAGGGCUACACACAGAGUAGAAGAGAAAGACGGGCUAACAUUUGGUUGCUACAUUUUACCGAAUAGACAUGCAAAAAAAAACAAAAGCUGUGCAACUGUGAGAAUUUGAAUGUUCAUUAAUGAAGUUUUGAACAAUUCGUUACAGGCCUUUUAAGUAUUAGUCAGAAAAUGACUCCCACUGAUCUUUAAAAAAAAAAAAGGUAAUUGUUUUUUAGACUUUUAUGCAAGCUCAUGAUCCAGGUAUAACAACCACAACUUUCUGAUGCCAAGAUUGUUAAAGCUGGACUAAUAUAUUGUAGGUUAAUAUUGGUACUUUUAUUGUUUCUAUACAUCAGUUAUUAAUUUACAUGUUUCACUUCAUUUAUAAACUGAGAACAUAGUGUGUCCAGCAGACGCCUAUGUUUACACUCUGCAGUAUGAGCCCCAUGGCCAUACAGGAAUAAUUACUGGUAUACUUAUUUACAUAUUGUGAACUUUAAAAUGAGGUGUUACAAGAGCCUCAGAUUUAUGACUUGUAUCCAAAUUAUCUGUAUUCUCUAUGAAUUAAGAAUGACCUUUUACUAUUCAGUAUACUGUUAAUACAAUCCUUACAAUCUGGAAUGCAACUGAAUUAUUUUGUUGCACUGUUUAAUGUCUCAUGGUUAAUUCUUUAUCUAUAAGACCAUACAGGAUUACAGGUCUUCAGCUGUGGUUGAUCAUGGGGUGGGGGGGCAUACAUUAUAUUUUUCAGAUGCCCUCAUUAAUGAUAGAAUUUGUAUUCUUACUUUAAGAAUUAAAUGUUAUUUCAUACCCUGAG